Molecule: messenger RNA, 3034 nt
Organism: Somion occarium
Lineage: Eukaryota; Fungi; Basidiomycota; Agaricomycetes; Polyporales; Cerrenaceae
Source: the annotation of a GenBank genome assembly
GUCAAAGGGGAAUGGAAGCAAUGUCGGGAUUUGCAUACCUCUUCUUCACUCUCUUCAGAUGUAGUUUCUUCCUCCACUUGCAUGCCCUCUUCCCCCCGGGCAGCAGUAAUUUGUGACAAGACAUAAAUAAGACGGUCUCGUCGAUCGGCAGCCUAUGCAACAUUACAAUCAGAUUACUUUUUGCCAUGUAUAAAGCACUUACUCGUUCACCGAAUAAUGUAAUAGGCUCGCCGAUCUCGCGAAGUCUUGCUUUGACUUUAUUGUCAUCUCAAUAGCUUGUUUUCCUGUCUUGCGCGUUCCGACCCCUGGUAGUUUCCAUCCUCGAGAAGAGUAUCGAAAGUGAGUUCCGACAUCGCGGCAGCAGGAGAAGGAGGAUAGACACAUAGGCGCUAAGGCGUCCCAUUAUUGACACGCGAGGUUCUCAAGUUUCAACUUACACGACAUUGUUCUCAUAACCUACCACCACCAUCCACCACCGACCAUGUCGGGCGUCCAGGACGUACGACAACGAAACAAGGGCAAGGGUAUCAAUAGAGACGCAUCUGGCCCGAGUUCUGCUGUUGAUUAUGACGAUCACAAUGUUGCUUACCUGCCCAGCCGCAGUUAUAUUGAAUCAUUCCUGAAUACCGAGGAAGCAAGCGCAGCUGUCGUUGCAAUACUCACGAUCAUCGCUUUCUUCACUCGCUUCUACAAAAUCAACCAUCCCGACCAAGUAGUGUUCGAUGAAGUACACUUUGGCAAAUUCGCCUCAUACUACAUCAGGCGAGAAUACUACUUCGACGUACAUCCUCCUCUUGCCAAGCUUCUCUUUGGUCUCGCUGGCUGGUUUGUUGGCUAUGACGGACACUUUGACUUUGAGAACAUCGGCGACAGCUACACAGAAAACCAUGUCCCCUACGUUGGACUGCGCGCCUUGCCUGCUAUUCUUGGAAGCCUUACGGUUCCCAUCGUCUAUGCCAUCAUGAAGGAAUGCGGCUAUUCAACCAUUAUUGCGGCCUUUUCAGCUAUCAUUAUCUUGUUCGAUAACGCUCAUGUCGCUCAAUCUCGUCUGAUUCUCCUGGACGCAACAUUAAUAUUUUUCUUGUCGCUAACAAUGUAUUCGUAUGUCCGGUUCAAAAAGCUCCGCUAUCAGGAAUUCUCCCCACAAUGGUGGGGUUGGCUGCUUGCAACGGGAACCUUCAUGGCUUGCACUUGGGCGUCCAAAGUGAACGGUAUUUUGACUGUCGUUGCCGUUGGUGUGGCAGUCCUCAUCGACCUCUGGGACAUCUUGGAUUAUAAAAAGGGACAUAGCAUGCAAUACUUUUGGAAGCAUUUCAUCGCCAGAGCAGCUGGACUGAUUGCGCUGCCUCUUGUCAUUUACUUAUCUGUCUUCUGGGUUCAUCUCGCGAUACUCUCGAACACCGGUCCUGGUGAUGCUUUCAUGAGCCCAUCUUUCCAAGAAACACUUCGAGGAAACGAGUUACUUAUGAAGAGUCAUGAGAUUCGCUACUAUGAUACCGUCACUAUUAAGCACAAGGAUACCCAAGUAUACCUUCACUCUCAUCCUGAACGGUACCCUCUCAAGUAUGACGACGGUCGUAUUAGUUCCCAAGGUCAACAGGUCACUGGUUAUGGUCACGAAGAUUCUAACAAUCAAUGGCAAAUCAUUCCCACCAAGGCUCUUCCUGAAACUGGUCGGGGACGUAUUGUGCGACACGAAGAUGUUAUACAACUUCUUCACGUAAACACCGGAACCGUUCUCAUGACCCAUGAUGUGGCUUCGCCUCUCAUGGCUACCAAUGAGGAAUUCACGACUUGGCCUAAAGAUGACCACUCGCGCUACAAUGAUACGCUUUUCCAUUUGCGACUCUCUGACGCGGCUCCCGGUGAAGCGUGGAAGAGCAAGUCUGGACAUUUCAGGUUAAUUCAUGUGCCCACUAAAGUUGCAAUGUGGUCACACCCUACACAACUCCCGGAUUGGGCCUUCAAGCAACAGGAGAUCAACGGUAACAAGAAUGCCAACGAGAAGGGAGCGGUUUGGUAUGUCAAUGAGAUCGUCGACUCUCAAGAUCCGGACUUGAAAGCCAAACUCGAGGAGGUUGAGAUGAAGGAACCCAAGCGUUUGAAUUUCUUCAAGAAAUUCGGCGAACUACAACUCCUCAUGUUGCAGCACAAUGCUGGAUUGACUGCUUCACAUCCGUAUGCGAGUGGCCCCAUCAAUUGGCCGUUCUUGUUGAGCGGGAUCAGCUUCUGGACUCAGAAUGAAGGUCAGAAGCAGAUCUAUCUCAUCGGCAACAUUAUCGGCUGGUGGGCAUCCGUCGGUGGCAUAUGCAUUUAUAUUGGCAUUCUUGGUGCGGAUUUGCUUGCACGGAGGAGAGGAUUGGAGCCCAUUCCUGACGACGUCCGCAAUCGUCUCUGGAACUCCACAGGGUUCUUCAUUAUCGUAUGGGCCGUACAUUACUUCCCAUUCUACCUGAUGAGCCGUCAGCUCUUCAUUCACCAUUACCUACCUUCGCAUGUGGCGUCUGCGCUCGUGGCAGGCUCCGUGUUGAGCUUCGUCUUGUCUGAAACAAUCAACACACCAGUCUCCGCGUGGGGACCUUCAGUAAAGCCAAGGCCAACGACCUAUGCAGACCAUGGUGUAAAGGCACCAGUCAUGGUGGCUGUUUUCGCCAUCGCAAUGUUUUCAUUGUAUCUUUUCAUUUCUCCUCUUACAUACGGAACACCAGGGUAUGUUCAUUCUUUCCAGUCGUCUUUGCGAACAAUGCUUACUCACCUUCUUACCGUUUCGUGUAGGCUCACAGGAGAGCAAGUCAACGCGCGCAGACUCUUGUCGAGCUGGACUCUACACUUCGCAGCGAAGGAAUCGGGCAACAUCUAGGAGAUGGGUGUGGACCUAUAGGUUGUGUCUUUCCGUUAGACUUCGCUAUGCUACGCAUUGUGCUCUGUAAAACUAUACCAAAAUGUCUGGAGGCUAUGACUUGUAUUUAUUCAGCUCACUUCUCUCCGUUUGAGAUUGCCCACGAGUUUAUGAUUGAGUUUGCAACUGCACGUU